UUUCAGAUAAACUCAACGAAUAUCUUAAAAGUCCAAACUUUGCCAAUGACAUGUUAUCAUGCCUUAGAGAGAACUCUUGGAGGAAUCUAUGACAAGUAUUGUUGGGGAUUAGAUGUGUCAACAUCACCAAGUCCCACUCUCAUGCCUCAAAGAAGCAUGCCAUUCAAUCAAAGCUUGGCAAAACACUCUAGUUUGCUUUGUGAGCAAAAGAAGGAAUUGCCAGCAAAGAUUAUCACGAAGAAAGCCACAGUGAGUGCUCUACCUGACAUCUCCCAAAACCUUCGUAUGGUUCUUCAAAUAAUUGGGAGUAAUCAAGAAGUGAGCUUCAGAGCAACUUCAAAAAGCUCUAGAGGUCUUCACAAUGGCGCUUCUAGAAGAAGAUCGAGGUACAUCGGAUUGCUCGGCAAUGGAAAGCGCUGGCAGGUCCUUAUUAACGUCCGCAGCAAGAAGAAAUACAUCGGAACCUUCAAAUGUGAGAAGGAAGCUGCUGUUAUGCACGACUUGUAUUCGAUCGGAAUCAACGGAAUGAGAGGGAAAACCAACUUCAACUACGAUAGCUCCACUCUGCAAGACAUGAUUAUGGACUACUUCACCAACGAGGGGUGUUUCGAUGCUCAUAAGUUUAUAUCGAGAGUUUAAUAGAUGU
Molecule: messenger RNA, 646 nt
Organism: Moneuplotes crassus
Lineage: Eukaryota; Ciliophora; Spirotrichea; Euplotida; Euplotidae
Source: the annotation of a GenBank genome assembly